UGAGCUGAACAAUUACUCCCAUCGUUCCAGAGGGUGAGCGGCGGGAAGAUGGCGGAUCGCGGGUACAGUUUUUCCCUCACCACGUUCAGUCCUUCAGGUAAACUUGUCCAGAUUGAGUAUGCUUUGGCAGCUGUAGCCGCAGGAGCUCCAGCGGUUGGAAUUAAAGCAUCGAAUGGUGUUGUUUUGGCAACAGAGAAGAAACAGAAAUCUAUUCUUUAUGAUGAACAGAGUGUGCAUAAAGUUGAGCCAAUCACAAAGCACAUAGGAAUGGUGUAUAGUGGAAUGGGUCCUGACUACAGGGUACUGAUUCGCAGGGCUCGUAAGUUGGCACAACAGUACUACCUAGUAUAUCAAGAACCCAUCCCCACAGCUCAGUUAGUGCAGAGAGUGGCUUCUGUCAUGCAGGAAUACACACAGUCUGGUGGUGUUCGUCCAUUUGGAGUGUCACUACUAAUUGCUGGUUGGGAUGAGGGAAGGCCGUAUUUGUUCCAGUCUGAUCCAUCUGGUGCUUAUUUUGCAUGGAAGGCAACAGCCAUGGGAAAGAAUUACGUCAAUGGGAAAACCUUCCUUGAAAAGAGGUACAAUGAAGAUCUAGAACUUGAAGAUGCCAUUCAUACAGCAAUCUUAACACUAAAGGAGAGCUUUGAAGGCCAGAUGACAGAAGAUAAUAUAGAAGUUGGAAUUUGCGAUGAGGCAGGAUUUCGCAGACUCGCUCCAGCAGAAGUCAAAGACUAUCUAGCUACCAUAGUUUAACAUCAAUAAAAUUUACUUUUUUUUUAAUUCGAAAGAAGUACUGGUCAACUACUGAUUACAAUUUAACUUUUUAUUCAGCUCUUCUAAUUUGACAAUGGUUAAAUGGUUGGUGCAAUGUAAAACUGUUGCACAAAUAUCUGAUAAAUCUUGUUUUAGAAAUGAAACCAAAUUUGCAAAGGUCUGUUCAUUUAAUUUUUUUUUACAUGUCUAUAAGCAAAGCAUUUUAUACAUUUUAUUGUUUAUACUUCCACAGUUGCAGAAUUUUUCUCUUGAUGAGGCCACUGCUUUUAAUUGCAUGCCCUCUGGCACUUGUCUUUUGUCCAGGUUUAACACCAUUUGUUUUUUUUUACACAAGGUUUUUCUAAAAAUAUGAAAGAAUAAAUGUUAUGUGGUGUAUUUUUAACCCACCAUUAUCCUGUGGAUUAGAAGAGAUUUACCAAUUUUUGAUUGCAAUCUCUUCUACAGGUCCUGUAGGAAGGGAGGGUUUGGAGAAUGCAUUGUAAUCUUGUCUGAUGCUUGUACAUUUUGUACUCCUUCUCCAAUUCUACAUGCAUACCACAUAGAAUGUAUUGCACAUGCACCCUGAUUGGCCCAACUGGUCCAUCCCCAAAUUCUAGGGUUUGUUAUAAUUCCAAUAUCAUCCUAAUUUUUAAGCUCUUUAAUCAUCUGGGAUAAAUCCCAUUUCUAGAUUCUUGCCUAGAAAGAAAAGUUUUUCCAAAGCUUUCUUUUAAUCUUCAACUAUGUCACUUUAAAUUAUCUGCAAUAUGUAAGGACUAUGUUGAUGAGGGGAUUCUCAAAAUAUUUGCAGUGCUGUUAACUAUACCCAUAUUGUGGCGCAAGAUCAAAAGGGUCUGUGUUGAUUCAUCACAGGACUUCAGUGUGCAUUCUUGCACUCAAGUAGCUUUAACUGUUUUGAUCUGAGGGAGAGUUUGGAAAUGGUCAGUAAUCACCUAAAUGAUAUUCCAUUCAUGCUGAACAAUGACCAUGUAAAUUUCCUGUUCAAUAUAUAUUGUCGUCUCAAUUAUAAUCUUUGGUCUAAUUUGUCUAGAUCUGACUUUUCUGUGUAGCUGUCUUGUUACAAAGAGCAUCAGCUGAAGUUCACUGAUAGAGUCCUUGCAUUUGAAUCAAAUGAUUUUGUCUGUGGUUGAUGCACUUCACUGCUUAAUCCAAGCUGACAUUUCAAUUUGCUACUGAUGAGCUGCUGUACAAUUGAAGAUACCAUCUUUGAGGUGUGUCUUUGCAUCAGAAUGAUUGCUUCCAAUCUGAUUAUGGAUGUCUCAAUUUCCUAAACCUUGUUACUUCAUAGUUUGUAGGAGUUGUUCCCAACCUCCUCCUUCCCAUCAAACCAUUCUCCGGUUCCAGUGGUAAGACCAAGUAAUAUAGCAUUUGUGUGUACAUGUGUGAAUUUUAUAUAUAAAAAUAUGUGCUUACAUUCAUUGCCAGACCAAUUAAUCAGUUCACAGAAAAUUUGAAAUUUAGCAUGACUGGAGAGAGGCUUCCUUUCAUACUAGAGGGAAAAAAUAAGCUAAAAGUUUUAAGAGAAACAUGGCUAAAGCAAGGAGCCACUUAACAGGGAGUCACUUUAAGAAAUGGGUAAAUUUGAUCCAGAUAGGUUGCUGAAAAUCCAUCAUCCAUAAUUAGUAUGAAUGGCAGAGCUAUAACCAGAACACAACUCGUUUUCAUCCCCUCCUCCCAGCAGACCAGCUAUUUGUUAGGUUAAGGUUUUUAGGACAUCAUUUAAGGUUUGACUUUAUGCUCCAUCUGUAUCUAAUUUUCACUUCAGUAAUUCCUGCAGAACUUGACAACUUUCAAUUAGGAAGGUGACAUAUUAGAAUUUUAAGGUUACUUUUGGGUGGAUUGAUUUCAUAGAAUUAGGGAGAUUUGCAUCCAUUUGGUACAUGCAAAAACAAAAUUGUUGGGCUAAUCCAUCUUUUCAGUUUGCAGUCUGCAUCUUGUAAGUUAUGCACUUCAUACUCAUCCGGGUUUUUAAAUGUGAUCAGGGCUUCUGCCUCCAUCAACCUAUGGGUGGACACAAAAAUGAUUCUCAAAGCAAUAUGUGUUCCUUGGUUAUUGACCUCUCUGUUUAGGGAAAUAACUUCUGCCUGUUUUUUUUCCCUUUUUAUAUACUUCAUUAAAUUUGCCCUUUGCCUCAUUUAUUCCAAAGUAAACAUCAUUAGCAUAACCAUUUUCUCAUAAUUAAUGUCCUCCACACCCAGUCUAAUACAAUCAUAUCCUCCCAUGCAAUGGCCAAAACUAUGCACAGUGCUUCAGCUGCAGCUGAUCUUGUGUUUUCUAAAGCUGAAGCAUUACAUCUCUGCCCUUGUAUUUGAUAUUCAAUAAAGGCAAAUCUUUAAUCAACUUAUUUCUGCAUUUUGUGACAGCUUAAGUGUCUAAUUUUAUUCCUCUAUCAAUGUCAGCUAUUCCCAUCUAAAUGCUUUUGUGAAGAGAAAGUAUUUUAACAUUCUGAUAGGUGGUUAAUGCUAACUAACCACAAAUUAAUAAUUUUCACCACUCCUUUCAACUUGUCUGCUCAACUCCACUAUUAAGUGCCACUUUUCUACAUGGAGCUUCAUGAGCAGUUUUCUGAUUUGUUUGAAAUUGAGACAAAUUAAACUUGGUUCAUGUAAACUAUAAUUGAAUCAUUCCUGUUUGCUUCAUUAAUGUAGUUGUAUUCUGUUAUUCACCCAAAUAUUGUAUUUUAUGAAAAUGUUGAUAGUCCUUCAAUGUCCAUGACCGAGUAAUUUCCAAAAGUAGCGAGCAAGCCUUACCAAAGUACCCUGUAGCAUAAUGUUGGUUACAUCUUGUGUUUUAGAAAACAACGUUAUCUUCUACCUAGCAUUUUAAUAUGAUCUUUAUUGAAGUUUGUCAAUUUUUUGAGAUAUUAAUAAAAAUAGUGGAACUGCUCAGAUCUGGUAGCACAUGUGGAAAGAGAAAUGAUUAAAAUUUUAAGUCAAAGGUAGCCAGUGACUGACCUCAUUCCAUU
This is a messenger RNA of Pristis pectinata (smalltooth sawfish), 3736 nucleotides long. RefSeq names its product proteasome subunit alpha type-2. The coding region runs from base 49 to 753 and encodes 234 amino acids. The transcript is spliced from 8 exons. The record is from RefSeq and is a predicted model, not a curated record. Gene Ontology annotation, biological process: ubiquitin-dependent protein catabolic process. Gene Ontology annotation, cellular component: proteasome core complex, alpha-subunit complex; proteasome core complex. NCBI's taxonomy places the organism in Eukaryota, Metazoa, Chordata, Chondrichthyes, Rhinopristiformes, Pristidae.